Molecule: messenger RNA, 2822 nt
Organism: Nomascus leucogenys (northern white-cheeked gibbon)
Lineage: Eukaryota; Metazoa; Chordata; Mammalia; Primates; Hylobatidae
Gene: SMYD4
Product: SET and MYND domain containing 4
Exons: 11
Coding region: 141-2603 (820 amino acids)
Molecular function (GO): protein binding
Source: RefSeq, a predicted model, not a curated record
GCGGAGCCGGGCGCCAAGGGGCGCGCCAGUAGCUGCGCGGACGCUGGGAGGGAGUCCGGGGCCCGGUUCCGGGCGGCUCUGAGCGGGCUCUCGAGGCGUUCUCGCCUCGGUCUCUGUCCGGUGCACAGAUCAAAAGCAGCAUGGAUCUGCCUGUGGAUGAGUGGAAAUCAUACUUGCUUCAAAAGUGGGCUUCACUCCCGACGUCUGUUCAGGUCACAAUUUCUACAGCAGAGACCUUGAGGGAUAUCUUUCUUCACUCCUCUUCACUUCUUCAACCUGAGGAUGAGCUAUUUCUAAAAAGACUUUCUAAAGGUUACUUGGUGGGAAAGGACUCAGACGCUCCCCUUUUCUACAGAGAAGAAGGAAACAAAAAAUUUCAGGAGAAAGAUUACACAGGAGCUGCAGUGCUGUACUCUAAGGGAGUGUCACAUUCAAGGCCUAACACUGAGGACAUGUCACUGUGUUAUGCUAACCGCUCGGCAGCCCUCUUCCACCUGGGUCAGUAUGAGACAUGUCUUAAAGACAUUAACAGAGCACAGACGCAUGGGUAUCCAGAAAGGUUGCAACCCAAGAUCAUGUUACGUAAAGCAGAAUGUCUGGUGGCCCUGGGGAGACUACAGGAGGCAAGCCAGACCAUCAGUGAUCUUGAAAGGAACUUCACAGCCACAGCAGCCCUAGCCGAUGUCCGCCCUCAGACUCUGCAGAGAAACCUCCGUCAUCUGAAAAUGAAGGUACAAGAAAAGGACAAUCUCACAGAAACCUUCCCAGCAGCUCUGGCCAAAACCCUUGAGGAUGCGGCACUAAGGGAAGAGAAUGAACAACUUUCCAGUGCCUCAUCAUCCAUCGGCUUAUGCGUAGAUCCUUUAAAAGGUCGCUAUCUCGUUGCCACAAAAGAUAUUCUCCCAGGAGAGCUGCUGGUGAAGGAGGAUGCUUUUGUGAGUGUUCUCAACCCAGAAGAACUGCCACCACCGCCUCACGGCCUAGACAGCAAAUGGGACACCAGAGUCACCAACGGGGACCUCUAUUGUCACCGAUGUUUGAAGCACACUUUGGCCACAGUUCCGUGUGACAGAUGCAGUUAUGCCAAGUAUUGCAGCCAGGAGUGUUUGCAGCAGGCCUGGGAGCUCUACCACAGGACAGAAUGUCCUCUGGGGGGACUGCUUCUCACACUGGGUGUCUUUUGCCACAUUGCCCUGAGGUUGACUCUUUUGGUGGGAUUUGAGGAUGUUCUCAAAAUCAUAACGAAGCUUUGUGAUAAGAUUAGUAACAAGGACAUCUGUUUACCCGAAAGCAACAAUCAGGUCAAGACACUUAACUAUGGCCUAGGGGAGAGUGAGAAAAACGGCAACAUCGUUGAGACCCCAAUUCCUGGAUGCGAUAUUAAUGGGAAAUAUGAAAAUAAUUAUAAUGCUGUCUUCAACCUUUUGCCCCACACUGAAAACCACAGCCCAGAGCACAAAUUCGUCUGUGCUCUCUGUGUUUCUGCACUGUGCAGACAGCUACAAGCAGCCAGUUUACAGGCCAUCCCAACUGAGAGGAGUGUGAACUCCUCUCAGCUUAAAGCAGCAGUGACACCUGAGCUGUGUCCUGAUGUGACUAUUUGGGGAGUGGCAAUGCUGAGACAUAUGUUACAGCUGCAGUGCAAUGCUCAGGCGAUGACCACCAUACAACACACAGGUAAGGGGGAAACUGACGCUCAGGUGAUGACCACCAUACAACACACAGGAUCUAAAGGGAGCAUCGUUACCGACAGCAGGCAGGUGCGCCUUGCCACAGGCAUCUUCCCUGUUAUCAGCCUCCUGAACCACUCCUGUAGCCCCAACACCAGCGUGUCCUUCAUUAGCACUGUCGCCACCAUCCGGGCGUCACAGCGGAUUAGAAAGGGGCAAGAGAUUCUCCACUGCUAUGGGCCUCACAAGAGCCGGAUGGGGGUUGCCGAAAGGCAGCAGAAGCUGAGGUCUCAGUAUUUCUUUGACUGCACCUGUCCAGCUUGUCAAACUGAGGCACACAGGAUGGCUGCAGGGCCCAGGUGGGAAGCAUUCUGUUGCAACGGUUGCGGAGCACCCAUGCAGGGAGAUGACGUGCUGCGCUGUGGCAGCAGAUCUUGUGCAGAAUCCGCCGUCAGCAGGGACCACCUGGUCUCUCGGUUACAGGACCUUCAGCAGCAGGUCAGAGUGGCCCAGAAGCUUCUCAGAGAUGGUGAACUAGAGCGUGCCAUUCAGCGGCUGUCGGGGUGCCAGCGUGAUGCCGAGAGCUUCCUGUGGGCAGAACACGCCAUGGUGGGAGAGAUCGCGGAUGGCCUGGCCCGGGCCUGUGCUGCCUUAGGAGACUGGCAAAAGUCAGCCACCCAUUUACAGAGGAGUCUCCGCGUGGUGGAGGUUCGCCACGGGCCGUCCAGUGUUGAAAUGGGCCAUGAGCUCUUCAAACUGGCCCAGAUCUUUUUCAAUGGGUUUGCAGUACCCGAAGCCCUGAGCACCAUACGGAAAGCUGAAGAGGUUCUGUCGCUGCACUGUGGCCCAUGGGAUGAUGAAAUCCAGGAGCUCCAGAAGAUGAAAUCCUGUUUGUUGGACCUACCACCCACCCCUGUAGGGCCUGCAGUGUAGGGUCCCAGGAGGAUUUUGACCCACAGGAAAGGAGCCCAUGGAACACAAGUUAAAGAGGUUUUGCUGGCCAGGCGUGGUGGCUCACACCUGUAAUCCCAGCACUUUGGGAGGCCAAGGCAGGCGGAUCACCUGAUGUCAGGAGUUCGAGACCAGCCUGGCCAACAUGGUGAAACCCCAUCUUUACUAAAAAUACAAAAACCUAGCCGGGUGUGGUGGCGG